CGGACUGUUCCGCGGAUUUGUCCUUUCAUCUCUUCCUUGUUCGUCGUUGCUGAGAGCUCCAUGUACAUCACGGUCCAGCUGCGCCUUUCUGCCAUGGAUGACGGCCAGUAGGCGAUUUUGGUAUUGACUGCGAUGAACGGUUCCGCCAGGAUCGCGGUGUGCGUGGCCGGGUCGUCGCAUCUGAGGAAUGCCACCAUGGGGUCCGCGUAUUUCCCUCCGCUUUUGCUCCCAGAGUCGAGGAUUGGGGUGUAGUAGUAGAUGGGGUGUCGAAGAGGUGUUGGCCGCCCACAGCAAAUACAAGUGCAAUCGUCUUCCCUACCCCCCACUUCUCGAUCGUCUCUCUUUGUUCUUGGGAUACUCCGCGUAGCAGCCUCUCUGAGCUGAUAUGGUGCUCCGGGAAGGUCCCGCCUUGAAUCCUCUGGAACGGGUUCUCACCGUUGGUGUUUGGUCUCGGGGCUGGACGCUCUGCGAUGAGUUUCAGGUGUGGGUUUUCGUCGCGGCCCGUUGGUGUUUGGGUAGCGAACUCUUCUUUCGUCGGGCGUACGUAUGUGGGGUGGGGCGUUUCG
Molecule: messenger RNA, 566 nt
Organism: Mycena citricolor
Lineage: Eukaryota; Fungi; Basidiomycota; Agaricomycetes; Agaricales; Mycenaceae
Source: the annotation of a GenBank genome assembly